Messenger RNA from Schistosoma turkestanicum, 1835 nucleotides. The record is from the annotation of a GenBank genome assembly. Lineage: Eukaryota; Metazoa; Platyhelminthes; Trematoda; Strigeidida; Schistosomatidae.
GUGAAAAAGAUAUUGGAUAUUGGAGCAGUACAUUUUUUCGGUACGCUACUUUAUAUGACUUGAAGGUCAUUAGGCUAAGUCGUUGUUGGCUAAUUUCUCAGUUGUGACUUUCAAUCAUGGGUGGUACAAGUAGUCAUACUGAGACAAAUUUAGAUACAAUGGAAACAUAUACUGGGUUUGAGAACCAUGAUGAUGGACAAGUCAUUUCAAAGAAAGCAUUUCGAAAUAAGUUGGAACCAUACUUUGACAAUCUGGCCGAUCUUCUAUGGGAUAAUUUCGGAGGUGAUUGCAAUCACAGUGACGAAUUCUUGAAUCUCAGCAAAUAUCGAAGCAUAAUUGAGCAUUUGGCUUCUACUGAAGAUAAAUUGGUGGUAUUUUUAAAUUUUUUUAAGCUUCCCGCGUUAAAGGAAUCAGAUAUUAGAACGUUAUUUAGGUGGUUCUUACUGGGAAGAGAUUUAAAACCAGAAACAUGGGAACUGAUAUUUACUUCCAUCUUACCCUCAGAUGAAAAGGGCUUAUACAAACAUGACGCAGUUGCUAGCUCUUUAAAUCGUCUAUGUCCAGAUAUUUGUAACGACCUAGUCAGCAUACUUGUACAACUCUUAAAGGAUAAUCAUUCAUUUAAUUUGACAGAUUUCAACCCGUAUAAACUUUCUGGUGCAAUAUUGACGUCAGAUCUCCAAUGGUUGCUCUCUACUUUUCUCACUUAUCCGUACAAACACACUCCAAAUACUUGUCUACUUCAAACAACACCAUUAGAAUGUGAGCAGUUGUCACAUUUACACUGUUUAUAUAACAGUAUGAAUCAUGGGAUGAGUUUGACCAGACUGAUGGAAUUGGUAUUCGAUUAUAAUGGGCCACUGAUUGUCUUUCUCAAAGCUAAGGAAUUCUUAUUUUGUUUAUUGUCUGAUCAAGGUUUAAAAGAAUCGUUAAAAACGUUUGGCAAAGAGUAUUCAUUUCUUUAUCAAAUUCAACCAAAAUUUAUUCGACUUGUGUCUGGCAAGUUAGGAACUGACUCAGGGAUAAUUUAUGCAAAUUUCACUACAAAAACAUCAAAACGUGGUCUUCUUGUCGGGCACCAACCACUUGCAACGCCUGUAAUUGAGAUAAAUGAAGAUUUUACUGAAUUAAAAUAUAAUUCUGGCUUACCAAUACGUUUAAAUGCAAUUGAAGCUUGGGCAGCUGGUUCCACUGAUCACUUGUCGAAAUUAAAAGAUCAAAAGAAAUGGGAAUCUCAUCAGGUUGCUAAAGCGAAAGACCGGAAGUUGAAAAAUGAAACGUGGCAAGAUUCUGCUGAUCGUUUCCUGCUUGAACUAAAUGAGAAGCGAGUACAUCAUUCCGAUAUGAUUCCGCCACCUUAGAUUCAUUCUCAUUUCCGAGCAUACUUCUCAUCGAAACGCAUAAUAGAAAUAACAGUUAAUUUAGCUGGAACCGAUUCAUUUGAAAAUCAAUUCUUAUGUUGUAGUUAUUAUGUGAACUUUCGUUCUGGCAUCAAAAAUCUCUUUUUUGACAUGAAAUUCAAAGUCCAUCCCUAUACGUCUACUUUUGUAAGUAUAUUCUAUUAUAUUAAAAGAACACCUUAAAUCUUAUUAUUCUUAUUCAUUCACAGAAUCCUUCACUUGUCUUUAUUUCCUCUUUUAAACCAUCGAUCAAUAGCAAAAGUGAUUACUGUUAAUGUUCUUUGUGCAAAUGUUUCUAUAUAAAGACAUGAACUGAAUAAUACGCUGGGGAAAUAUAAUAAAAUGGUGGAAGCUUUAUUAUUUAUAAAUGUUGAGUAAUUAUUGCAGUAAAUAGCUGAAUUUUUUCGAAAUUAUGUCCAUUAUUCUUAGUACUAG